UGGCAAUGUCACCAUGACUAACGGACUGCGGCGCUUCAGGAAACAGAACAGUAUUGCUGCGUGAGAAUGAAUCUGAAUGAGAUUUGUGACAAUGCAAAAAAAGGCAGGGAAUAUGCCCUUCUUGGAAACUAUGACUCUGCAAUGGUUUACUAUCAAGGUGUGAUACAGCAGAUAUACAAACACUGUCAAUCAAUUAGAGAUCCAGCGCUGAAGGUGAAAUGGCACCAGGUUAGACAAGAGUUAACAGAAGAGUAUGAGCAAGUAAAAGGCAUUGUGCACACUUUGGAAAGUUUCCGCAUUGAUAAACCUGUAGAAUUCUCCACACCUCAUGUAGAAGAAGCCCUAAAAGACCCUGCUGUUUGGCCUCCACCAAUUCCAGCUGAGCACAGAGCACCCAAUCAGGUGAAGCGUCCUAACAGAGAAAUUAAACCUGUGAAAAAAGAAUCUCCUGUUGUGCAACAUCGAGGGCCUAUUGGCCGUGCUCAGCCAAUAGCUAAAGGAGACAAGCUAGGAAUCAAGGACAGCAAAGAUGCAAGAACUAAAGCCAAAGACGAUAAGGGAAAAAAGAAUCAACAGGAUGCUGGAGGUGAUGGUGACCUUCGUAAAUUUGAUGGUACUGGAUAUGACAAAGAUUUGGUGGAAGCACUCGAAAGGGACAUUGUUUCCAGGAAUCCAAAUGUUCACUGGGAUGACAUAGCAGAUCUUGAGGAUGCAAAGAAGUUGCUGAAUGAGGCAGUGGUGUUGCCAAUGUGGAUGCCAGACUUCUUCAAGGGAAUUCGUAGACCAUGGAAGGGUGUGUUGAUGGUUGGACCUCCUGGUACAGGCAAGACAAUGUUAGCUAAAGCAGUUGCAACAGAAUGUGGAACAACUUUCUUCAAUGUAUCAUCUUCUACACUUACAUCCAAGUACAGAGGAGAGUCUGAGAAGCUGGUUAGACUUCUGUUUGAGAUGGCUAGAUUUUAUGCCCCCACUACAAUUUUCAUUGAUGAAAUUGACUCCAUUUGUAGUCGCAGAGGGACUUCUGAUGAACAUGAAGCCAGCCGCAGAGUGAAAUCUGAGCUUCUUGUGCAGAUGGAUGGUGUAGGUGGUGCUAUGGAAAAUGAUGAUCCUUCAAAAAUGGUAAUGGUGCUGGCGGCAACAAAUUUUCCAUGGGAUAUCGAUGAAGCUUUAAGGAGAAGACUGGAAAAACGUAUAUAUAUCCCUUUGCCAACAGCAAAAGGUAGAGCAGAUUUGCUGAAGAUAAACCUGAGAGAGGUUGAAGUGGCUCCAGAUGUUGAUCUUGCUGUAAUUGCUGAAAAAAUUCAAGGCUAUUCAGGUGCUGAUAUUACUAAUGUUUGUCGUGAUGCCUCCAUGAUGGCAAUGCGACGUCGCAUACAAGGCCUGACUCCAGAGGAGAUUCGGGCAUUGUCAAAGGAUGAAUUGCAGAUGCCUGUAACAGUGGAAGACUUCGAAUUAGCACUGAAGAAAAUAUCAAAAUCAGUUUCUGCAGCUGACCUAGAGAAGUAUAAAGCUUGGAUGGAUGAGUUUGGCUCUGUGUAACUUGUACAGUAAAUUGGCAAUAAUUGUUGAUAUUAAAGGGAAACCUUUUCACUACAGUCAUUUCUUAUUUGAGUUAAGUAAAGUCAAACAGACCUGCAGAAGUUAAACCUUAGGGUAGCUAUAGAAUGUACAGUAUAAAAGGGACUCAUUGAACUAACACAUUGUACUUGUGCAGUACAAGAUAGUUUAACAUAUCUUGAUAAUCUUAUUGAAAUACUUUUAUACAUUAUAUUUAAAUUAACUGAAAAUUUAAUGAUUAAAUGUAAUAUAUUUUAUAGCAUCUGGCAAUUUCUAUGAUAGGGAUAUAAGUAUAAUUAAUGGGUACAAAAGAGAAAUGUAGGUGAGUGGCAGGAGGACACAGUGAAUAGUACUAAGGUGUCAAGAUACUUAGAUUCUAGUUUGAUUCAUUGCUGGAGUGUCAUAAGUGUGGGGUUUCCUCUCCCAGUCCAGUGACACAGUUAUGUGCACUUGUGAAUCGAAAUUAGCAUGUAAAAGAGACUCUGACUUGCGGUGGACUCACUUUCUGUCCAGGGAUGGUUCUUGUUCUUUGCCCAAUACUAAUAAGCUUCAAUUUAGUCCUAAAUAAACAAGAUUUAGAAAAUGGAUGAACAGAGGAAUGGACUAACAGUAACAGAGGUCAAUUAACAUGUUAUGUUAGAAUAGAUGUUUGACCCCUUUAAAAAUUGAAAUGGCACAUCAAGUUCAUGAUCAGUCACCCCAUUAUUCUUAUUUCAUUUAAACAAAUGAACCUACCACAAAGUUUUGCAGCAUCCCUCUUCCAUCCCAGUCACUGUCUCUGAGACAUUCUUAUGGAUUUAGAAAACAUUAAUACAGUUUCUGCUGUAAAUAUAUCUAUCUCCUAAACAUCAUUCAUACAUCCUGAUCUCAAGUUUUCUUGUAGCUAAUUUAAGUUGAAUAUUUCUGUGGCUUUUAUCUCUUUUUUUAGUGGUGAUAAUAUUUGUGUACCUUUUUAUUAAAAUAAUCUGUCAGGCAGGAAGCAUGGCACAGUGUUUAAGCCUUUGGACUUCAAACCCAGAGGAUGUAGACUCAUAUCCCACUACUAACUUGGGAACGUCACUUCACCUGCCUGUCCUUCAACUGGAAAAAUACAAAACAAAUGUAGAGAAUUGUAUUUCUCAAAUAUUGUCUUGGAUAAAGGCAUCGGCCAAAAGAUAACAAUGUAAUUGCUGUACUUAUGUUUUCCAUUACAAGACUUUAUCCCUGGACAAUCAGGCACAAAUCUGGGACACAAAUACGACCGAGGUCGGAGGCAGGGGAUACUCAGGCACAUUCAUUGGUAAUUUCAGGCAAUUUUAGCGUCACCAGUUAGCCUCACAUAUGUGUGUUUUAGAUACGGCAUAGUAGGAAACUGGAGUACUUGGGGAAAAAGUGUAUGGGUAUAGAGCUAUGUUCUCAAACUGCAACUGGAGGGCUGCAGUGGCUGCAGGUUUUAAUUCUAACCCUUUUCUUAAUUGGUGACCAGUUUUUUAUGCUAA
Polypterus senegalus (gray bichir) is the source of this 3035-nucleotide messenger RNA. It is a transcript of the gene katnal1, whose product is annotated as katanin p60 subunit A-like 1. The coding region runs from base 67 to 1539 and encodes 490 amino acids. The record is from RefSeq and is a predicted model, not a curated record. Lineage: Eukaryota; Metazoa; Chordata; Cladistia; Polypteriformes; Polypteridae. The transcript has 11 exons. Gene Ontology annotation, molecular function: ATP binding; microtubule severing ATPase activity; microtubule binding. Gene Ontology annotation, biological process: microtubule severing. Gene Ontology annotation, cellular component: microtubule; microtubule cytoskeleton.